Electrophorus electricus (electric eel) is the source of this 2426-nucleotide messenger RNA. RefSeq lists its product as uncharacterized. The record is from RefSeq and is a predicted model, not a curated record. Lineage: Eukaryota; Metazoa; Chordata; Actinopteri; Gymnotiformes; Gymnotidae.
UUCACAGGGCUCUAUGUUUAUGAAUUGAAAGUGAGUUCGUCUCGGUAUAAGUGCUUUGUAUAAGCACAAACAAGCUCGUAAUUCAUUUUUGGAAAGUAAAAUGUACAUUUACCAUGUAACUAACUGCAAAAGCGGCCCUGUAGCAUACAAAGAACUCAACGUCGCAUUAGUUUAAAGAGACUUUCAAGACUGUGACCAUGGGCAGGCUAGAUGACGCCGCCAAGCGCAAGGUGGUAGAACUACGGGAGGCCGGCCUGAGUUUCCGCAAGAUCAAAGCUGUCCUGGAGCUGGAGAACAUCAAGGUGUCUGCACAGGCCAUCUACCUCUUCCUAAAGGAGUUCCAUGGAAAGAGUCGCCAAAAAGGUGCUUUGUCCGGAAACAGCUGCCCUCCGGCAGCCUCAGGGACUGCACCAGCAAGGGAUGUGGGGCUUGGGGAAGCAAGGCAAAGUGGUUGGAGUGAGCAACAGCUGAGGAAUCUGCUGCGAGAGGCCUCCCGCGUCACUUGCUUCCCAUCCCCCACAGAUUCCUCAGGGCAGAGUGGAGCACCUCCAGACUCCAGGGGACAGACCUCUGGGACAGGGGUCACUAGCCAUGAGCAGCAGGACGGGGAUGGGAAGGACGAAGAUGUCCGUAUUGUCAGUGUCACCUCACUGGCGCAUAAUACUCAACAUGGGAGCAUUCACACAGCACGUUCAGGGAUUAGCUCAGGAGCAACUGGUCCAUUUUCAAGGAGAAGGUACACACCCUCACCAGCAAACCCAGUUCUUGUGGCUCGGAAAAGACUUCUGGAUAAGGCUUUGUUCCACAGAGCAAGGGUAAGGGACAGUGGCCCUCAGUCUGGACAACAGGCAGUGUCGUUACUGAGAAGAGACCAGUCUUGUUUUUCUGGCUCUGAAGGAAGAAAGGUUAUGUUACCCCAAACUGCCUCAUAUGACCUCACAACCCCCCGACCUCCUAUGAGGGGUCUUCACCCAGGAACCAGCAUUUUAAGACGAGGAUUUCAGCAAAGGGCAAAUGUUCCUACGCGCUCACUUCAGCAACCACCCCGCAUUGGCAUUCGACUUCCUACCCCAGCCCAAUCAAGCACCGUGCCCCAGAAUGCGAGCUCCUCUGUACGGGCCCAGGCCCCAACCAGCCAGCCCUCCCCUCCCUGCCAGCAGAGCAACCUGGAUGCUGGAACACCAAGUGGCCUACAGGAGCAGGUCAAGUCUCUGGCUUCAGAAGUACGCAGUCUUAGCUUGGCUCUGAGGAUGAUGAUGGAGCAGCAGGGACGGCUGGAGAGAGAGCAGAGCCAGCAGACACAAGUCCAGAAGCAGAUCCUAAGUACCUUGCAGGAGCUAACAUCCAAAUUGGGCCCUUGCAGCCUUCAGCACACUACAACUCCCACAAUUCCCUCUUGCCCCUUCUCUUCAGCCUCUUAUAGCCAAAGUACUUUCACUGCCAGCCAAGCCAGCUAUACUUCAUGCAGCCAAGCCCAGUCCAGGUACAGUGACAUUGAUGGGUCCGUUCUAGAGAACAUUGAGGCAUUUGCUUUGGAUAGUCUUAGCACUGCUACCAUAAAUGGCUUUCAGCCUUGUAGCACUUCAGACACCCUCUCUUUCACCCAGACACACCCUCCAGCAUUCACACAGUCUCGCACACAAACCUACACCCCUGAUGUGCUCUCCUACACACAGUCACACACGGACACCUAUGCAGGGAUGGACAGCAAGCCUGUAGAAAUGGGCUCAACCAGUACAAAUGGAUCUUUUCCGGCUUGUAGCUCUUCUACUCAGUCAUCUCAAGCUAUCUCUCCACAUGAUGCCCAGCUGACCAUCAUCAAGGUGGAGAAUAUUUAAAACAAAAAUAGUGAAUUUAAGGACUUUAUUUCCUCUUUCCAUCCUACAGUUUUUGUAAAUUCUGGAUAUACAUAUGUGGUUGAAUAGAACUGGACUGCAUGGAGAUUACCUAAGAGGAAAACCUUUUAGGUAGCCCUGCAGCUGUAGCCAUAGUGGUUCAGUAACUUUUAACAAUAGUUUGGGAUAUCCCCUCACAGACUUUGUUAAAAUAGUUUUUUUAUAAUUCUCAAAUGGCUUUAAUUGGCAUGACCAAACUCAUGUUCAGUAUUACAAAUAGGUAGACUGUUAAAUUCUGUUUUGUAUAUAUAGAUAUAGAAUAAAUCCAAAGUAAUGUAUUCAUUUAUGAACAUGAUAUAAAUUUUCAACCUUUGAAGAUGGAUGACCCUAUCUUUGUGGUUUCACAAAGACUGUACAACAUAUUGGUAUUUUCAUGCCACUUGAAUGUGCUUUUUUGGUAAUUUUGUACCCUGCACAUUUCAUUGUUUAGAUGUGGGAAGGUUGGUGGAACAAAUUAGAAGUUCCAUGUACAUGAGGUAACAAGAUGAAAUGUUGGAAUUGUUGUAAAAAUAAAGUCUUUAAGAAUGCUGA